Molecule: messenger RNA, 4309 nt
Organism: Galendromus occidentalis (western predatory mite)
Lineage: Eukaryota; Metazoa; Arthropoda; Arachnida; Mesostigmata; Phytoseiidae
Product: coiled-coil domain-containing protein 141
Exons: 27
Coding region: 1-4290 (1429 amino acids)
Molecular function (GO): protein binding
Source: RefSeq, a predicted model, not a curated record
AUGGCGGAGGAUCCCGCAGCGACGACGACGGUCAGCACAAUUGCGCUCCAGAGCGGAGGCACGAAACUCGUCCUCGCGCUGCUCCAAUGCGUCGAAAGGGUUGAAUUGAAAAUCCAAGAAAUGGUUCCAUUGUUCACCGACAUCGGGACGAAUCUCGAGGAGGCUCAACAGCUUUGUGAGCAGCAUGAUGAGGUUUUGAGAAAGCUACAAACAAAGCAAAAUCCAGUCGAAGAGCUCCUGAAACAAGCGGACGAAACCAUCAGUCGUCAAAAACCCAAGAAAGAGGUCUACAUGGCUAUGGCCGAGAAUCUUGGCUUCGCAUGGAAAGAUUUGAACACGCAGCUCGAGCAGCGGAAACUUAUCCUCCAUCAGGCGGUGGCAUUCCAUGCCAAAUCGCGCGACUUCUUAGAGAAACUCACGCGGGCGGAAAUGCAGUUCGCUGGGAGCUUCAUACCCCACGACGCUAGCAAAUGCCAACGGAUUUUGGACGAGAUAUCAGCUGCUCGGAACAUUUUGACAACAUGCGCGCAGCAAGCCGCAUCGGAGGCGGAUCUCCUGGUCGAAUUCCUGAAACCGAUUGCCGACCAUUCGCUCGGAGAUUCUCGACCGGAGUACGCACGCCAUGCAGCUGAAAGAACUCAGAAAGACAUCCAAGAGUAUAAAGAAUUCCUCCAGGCGAAAUUGACCGAGGUGGAGGCUAUUCUCGGUCAACGGGAGUAUAUGCUAAGCGGUUCUUCCAAAAAGAGAGAACUUGAAGAAGAUGUUCGCAAUCUCGAGAGCUGGUACAGCAACCGAGGCAAGCCUUUCCUAGCGGCGGGAACCCUCGGCAAAUCCGGGGAAAGCGACUCCCUCCUGGAGGGGCUCACGGACAUUUUGACCGAAGUCAAAGAUCGACGGCAGCAGGCGACAGUGAAGCUCCUCAAGGCUACGGACGACAGAGCGAGUGGCGGUUACGCCGGAUCCGAUGUUCAACAGAGAGCCUACGUCAUUCUGAACGCAAUCACCGAACUCGAAGAGACGCUUAAUGCGAGACAUGACGCUCUGCACAAAGCUAAACGAUUUUUCCACAAGGCGAACGAGGUUUGUUGUGACAAGAAAUCCCCAGAUUCCGAAUCGUCGGAAAAAUUACGGAAGGAGGUUGUCCUCCUCGGGGAUGAGCUUCUCAAACACUUCGAGACGGAACCACACGUUGUCGUGGGCGUCAGAGAAGUUUUGGACGAAUUUCGAGCUUCGAAAAGCCAGUCCUCCCCGAGUCGGAAAACUGUGUCCGGGGAGGCGUCCGUCUCGACAUCCUCGACCGAGUCCGAUCUAUACGAGGAAAUAACACCGGUCACCGCUCGAGUACAUGACGGUGACAGCGCCGAAAAGCGGGACAAGAUGGAGCAGUGUCGUAGGCCUUCACCGCAGAGCAUUAGCGGAUCCCACGCUGCGGAUAUUCCGCUCACGGCUCCGCUGGCCACGCAGGAAGACGAGACUUUCAAAGAGGAUGAAUACGAAGAAAUGUCCACGUGCACCGAGAACACCGCGCUUUCGGAGACUCCUAAAACUAGAGAAAUCAAGAGUGAAAGCUAUCGUCGAGAGAUUAAGACUCACAUGAAGGUCACAAAGCAAGUUACUCAGAAGAGCACAGUAGUCACCGGAGGCCAAAGGAAAACCAUUCAAGAAACAAAGGAUGAGCGAAUUCUGGGCGAGCACGCAGCCUUGCAAAGGAGUCCUUCGUUCAUGAACUUUUCCUCAAAAAUCGAGUCCUUGUCCAAAUGGCUCCACGAGGUUCUCGAGAAAUUUCUCGCUGAAAAUACGGAAUUGCACGGUGAUCUCGGUCAAGCCACAAAAUUCUACCAAGAUCACAACAAAAUGCAGAGUGAUGUCAAAAUGAAGGAAAUGGACGCGAUGGCCGCUUUCUCAACACUACCGGCAGUCCUGUCCAUCGGAGGGGACGAUGCAUCUGACGCUCAGUCAAGGGGACAGAAGUUGCGAGAUGAUUGGGAGCGAAUCGGAAACGUCCUCGAGUUACGCGCUCGACUUGCGCAACGAUUUGUCAAUUUCCUGAAACUCUCAGACCAACUCUCCUCAGAUAUGACAGAGGUGGAGGAGACCGUUGGACGCCCAGAGCACGAGCUCUCAGAAAGUGAGCAGAAGGAUCUACUGCAGAGCUGGAUGAACGCUCAGCAAGCCAUAGUGCAAUUCAAUCACCAAUCGAAAAUCAUACAAGCCGAUGCACAGAAGACCAAAGACCCAUUCCUGGAUAUUUCGAGCCUGAUCGAAGCGGUACAGGGAGUCCAAGCCACCCUGUCCACCCGGAGGGACGUGCUGAAGAAAACAUUCGAAGUUUGGGAGGAUCGCAAAGAUCCGCCUCCGGGGCCGAAGACUUCACAGUCAGAUCAGCUGAUGCGCGAAGCCCAAAGAACCAAAGAGUCCGCCUUGAAACUCGAGAAAGAACUCUUCCCAACGAUACCUCGAGAGCUGAAUCGUACCGAGAGCAUUAGACGGUACCUGGACAGACAUAUCGACACUCUGAUGCCUCUGGUCAAGACGGUGAAGUCCGAGCUCGAGGUCAGAAUCCGAUCGAUGGAACAUCUCGCGGCGAAAGCAACCGAUGGAGAUGAGAGGGAGGAGUUAUCGAAAAUCAGAGAUCUACUCCAUGCAUCUUUCGACAGACUCCAGAGCAAGAUCGGGGACUAUGAGGUCAUCGUUGGAAAACUAGUCACCUUCCUCGACGGAGUGCAUGAGAUCGAGAGGCUCGAAGAUUCGAUCGAAAAGCUCGGCAAGACUUGUCAUCAGCAAGGAAUGCAGCCAACCCAAUGCGCCAAGACUUUGGAGGAUGCACAAGCCAAAGGCGCCGAGUGUUUCUCGACCGUGACUCAGCUCUCCCAGGAGCUAAUUAAGCUGGUCGAGCAGCUGGAACCUGCCGCAGCGGCGAGCAGGGACAAAGAGAAAAUCUCUCGACUACUCGAAACGAGUCGUCAGCAUUUCGAGAGCACAAUUUCGCAGCAGAAAGUGAGCGUGGCGGAAUCCCGGCGACUCGUCGAGUUCAAGGCGAACAUUCAGAUUCUGAACCUACAAAUCGACAAACUCAGCGAAGAGCUCUGCGCACUUCGGUUAGCGUUCGGGCAGAACCUGACGGCGGCGAAAGCCGCACAGAUUUCCUUCGAGCAGUUCGACGCUACCGUCGGUUCUCUGGAACAACAGAUCAACGAGUUCUUCAGCCUGUCUCAAAAACUCACAUCUGACCGGCGGCAAGACACCAGGCAAGCGAAAAGCGAAGUACAAAGUCUGCAGUUCAAAUGGAAUGCAUUCACGAGGCUCGUCGAAGACAACAGACGUCUCAUCGAUAUUGCUGUACAGUAUUUCACGGUCCUCGAUGCGACCGAGAGUUGGUAUCGCGAAACGAACGAUUAUCUGGUCCGAGUCAAUCAGCUGUGCAGUACGGCGCAGAGAGCGGACAAGGAGGUCAUUUUAAAUGAUGUCCAGAGUAGAAUUCACUCGUCUCAACUAGAUCAAGAAGAGAGGCUCAAGAAAUUGAUCAAUCUGGCUCAGCAACUCUAUCAGGGUCGGGUUCCGGCUAAUGCCCAACGGGUCAUUCAGGAGACGCAUACGGUGCUAGAAACUCUGCAAUUGCUCGUUGGACAACUCCGGAAACAGUCGAUGCAGGCAUCGCUGAUGCACUUCCAAAAUGGACCUUUCUCGCAGAACCAGACGAAUGUUCAAAAGACUCUGAUGAGCUCGGUCGAGGGUAAGCACAGCCUCGGCGAGUACUCGGAAUACCCCUCGAUCCAAGUUCGUCGCAUGCACGCGGUUCAGUCAUACAAGAUCGAGACCUACUCGAACAGCCAGACCUCCCUGUGUUUUGGGAGCUCCUCGAAAUCACUUGAACACCAAUCGCAAAUUGAAUCCAGAGAAUCGACCGUCAGUCAGGGAAUCUCGAAGCCGAGAAGCUUUUCUGCUGUAAGCAGGGUAGCACCGGGAAGCACUUCGUCUUAUCCCGCAUUUGUUGUCCCGCUGAGUGACGUGGAGACUCCCGAACUGAGGAGACUGACGUUACGCUGCGUUGUGCAAGCGUUCCCGAUCCCCAAGAUCUCUUGGUACAAAGACGGGACGAUGAUCCGGCCAAGCAACUACAUUGUGUCCUCACACAAUGAGGAAACCGGUGAAUGUGUGCUCAGCCUUCAAGAAGCAUUUGUCGCCGAUUCUGGAGUAUACUCAUGUAAAGCUGUGAAUUCGUCAGGUCUCGCGGAGACCAAGGCAAACGUCGUCGUUCGAGGAGAGCGAUUCCGGAUCCGAAUUUAUUGAGUAUUACAUUACAUUCGGA